GUCGGUUUUGGAUAGCUCUCGUUUACAGUUAGAGUUCUCUUGCCGUUGUGCGUGGUUACCGCACCAGGAGUCGCAUCAGCGCAGACUCCAGACGUCUACAUUGUACUUGAAAGCGAUCCACGGCGACGCCUAGAUAAUGGAGCAGUCGCAGCAGGGUGAAGGGUCUGGGCGAGACGAAAGAGACGAUCAGUUAACGGCGAAUAGAUCUGAUUCUGAAACAGAAAUGGAAAAUGUUGCUGACCAACCUCUAGCUUCAUCAAAACCUGAAGAUAUAGAGGAAGCACCAGAGCAAAGCGUUGCUAGAAAACACAGUACCAACUCUGUUCAGAGUUUGGAAGAUGUGGACACGGAAGACAAAACUGCAGCAAUACCAACUUCACCUAGAUGCACAAAACCGCAAACGGUCCCGUCAAAUACCUUCUCAAAAUUCAAAAUAGUCAAACCUAAACAAAAGUCCAGAAAGAAAAUUCAACGAGAAGAAUACAAACGAAAGCAGGAGAGCGAAAAGAUUGGCAAAGAAUUGGUAGAAAUAUGGAAGAAACAAGAGGAAAAAGAAGAGAAAAGAAAGAUUGCUGCAGCUGCUGCUGCUACGGCCUUCAUUGACGAUACGGCUAUGGCUCAGGACAAUGCCGCUAUAGGAAGAGAUAACGACACAAAAGAGCUAGAGAACGUGCAACCGGAUGUUCGCGGUGUUCAAUUCGAAUCAAGUACCGCUAAGCGGCGGCGUCGCGCGAAACAACAGUCACCGAUAGCUGCUACGACUGAACAACGCACAACAAGUAGUCCACAAGCUACACUUAAUAUCACAGAGACUACAAACCGAAGUCCGACGAAACUUCAUGUUGCCAACGCUGCUAAGGGCAGUAAAGCUUCGAGCGUUAGUACCAAAGCCCAGAAAAUGUCAUUUCCGUCGUCGAUGAAUGAGGGCGAGACCAGAACAGGUAGUACCACAACUGGAAUUUCAAGGCAAUCGACAAGAAAACCAGCCACAAUACCGGAAACAAGACAGAGAGAGUUAACUCGGCGUAAAGGUGUGUCUGGUGUUGCAAAGGACCACCAUACUUAUACGAAUCAACAGUACCAAGAGCUGAUUGCAUCCCAGUCUCCCGUAAAGUCACUGCUGGAAGACGUUGUAAGAAGAAUCAAUUUGUAUAGUCAUGAAGCUGUGGCCAGUGACACCAGCCAAAAUCCGUUUUUACGGUUUCGUCAAGAAGUCAUUGAUAGAGGCAGGGUUGUGUGCUGGAUUUGCUUUAUUAAAGACGGUGGUGUCCUGACCGAACGAGAUGAAAAGAUAGACCGCUGUCCAGUCCACAUAAAAAACAAUUGGAAUCCGAUGUUGGUGUGGCCUUCUGGUUCUUCUUGGGCCUCUGUCCGUCCUCGGCACGUGCUUUCAAAGGCUACUGGUUUGUUUGGGGUGUGCCGCAGAGGUCCGGACUGUUGUGGUCCGCGCGACUGUCGACGUCCUCACAACAAGACAGAGAAAGAUGCGUGGACACUAGACAGAGAUGGAAUAAUUUGGAAAAAAGACACAAGGCCGCCUCCCCGUCCAUACUAUCUCAAAGAGUGCAAAAACUACCAGAAAUAUCUUAGGUGUCCAUACAAACAUUAUUGUCGUUGUGCUCAUGGAAAAGACGAACUUGAAGAGUGGAUCCAGUAUACUGCCAAGCAGAAACACGAGAAACAAGGACAAAGUUGGAGGCAGCAAGUCUGCGAUGAGCUAGUCAACAGGUUAAAAAUCGACGGUGACCUUGCUUCAAAUGAUGUGAUUACCGAUCAAAGGCAAGGAGUCGAGAUUGAAAAGGAAGAAAUACUUAUUGAUUUGUCCAAGUCCCAACAGUAUGAGGAAGAAUUUGUUAUUAAUGUUACUGAUGAGAUGGGUUGCUGUUUGAAUCGAGCAGCUUUGCUGCGUAGAGACUGUUUUACGUUUGUUGAGCCUGCUACACCUGAUCUACUUCUCUCUGAUGAUGGCAGAGUACUAGAAUGUGCGAGUGUAAACGGUUUGUCAAACGUUUUGAUUCGUGUAAAGUUUGAAAGCGCUACAGCUGGAUCAUUUGCUUGCGACCUUAUUUUCGACCUCGGUGGAUGGCCCUAUCUUGUACGUACAUUGAGGGUUGAAGUUGUAAGUACGGAAACUGUAGCGGCUCUCAAACAACUUCAGUGGCAUACUCGACCAAAAGAUGACCACUGGGAUGUUGAAGAAAAUGAGAUUAUAUAUCCCAACAAUUUGGCAUGCGAUACCCGGUAUAGUAUACCUAUCCCUAAUGCUGCAUCACUUGCCAGCGAUAUCAGUCGGUUGGGUAUCGUUGGCGACGAUCAGAAACAAGAAUUGACGAAAUAUCGUUACAAACCAUUGUUUCACACUCUGCUGUUUUUAGAAGAGAUCAUUUGUGACGAAUUCUUGCGCAAUUUUAGUGCCAAGGACGUCGUAUUGUCGACCGACGACAACAAAGCGCUAGCCGGUAUUUGGACGGUCACCUUGAAUAGACCCGUUCCUCCUAAAACAGCGGAGAUGGCACUGAUCAAGCUCGACGAACACAUAUACGCCGUUCCAGUGAUGUCCGUGACUGACGUCUCUGUCGAACUAAAUGUUUCCGUAAACCCUCGUUUGGCCAAAGUCGUACGCGAUCGCGGCUGCUUUAAGAUAUGCGUCGAUUGCCGACUGAAACGCAAUAAUACACAUUUUUCUCAAUUACACCGCUCAGUAGAAAACCUUCGCGAUGAUGUUAUUGUUACUCACCUGCUUGGUGAAGUAGACCGAAGUUUCUCGAUUGCAGUACCGUCAUUUGAAGAUUUACUAGACCCCGAAAUUGGCAACAAUAGGAGGCAGAAAAAGGCUGUUCUUGCAAUUUUGAAGCAUUCGUCGCCUUUGCCUCUUAUCAUCAACGGAGCAUUUGGGACAGGGAAGACGCGGCUGCUUGCUGAAGCUGUUCGGUUACUGACUGCAACAAGGGACGAUAUCCGGGUGCUGAUAUGCACUAUGUCAAAUCACGCGGCCGAUUUGUACGUGCAAUCAUUUGAUCGAUCCACCCACGAAAACUCAUGUAGAACUCGUCUGAUGAGAGUAUGCUACAAGUUUCGUAAUAUUAGUACGGUACCAGCGGUCGUUAGAAAAUACUGUGAUUACGUGGACGAUCAAUUUGUGACGCCGAGCGUAGAAGAGUUCAAGAACGCGGAAGAAUCGUUGAUUGUCGUCACAACUCUGAUUACUUCUGCCGAAUUGUUAGAUGUCGGUUUGGAGGUUGGAUUUUUUACUCAUAUAGUGAUAGACGAGGCCGCCCAGGCAACGGAACCCGAAAGCGUUACACCUCUUGCUUUGGCAGGUUCUAAAACCGUGCUCGUGCUGGCUGGUGAUCGUUGCCAAAUUAACCCAUCUAUUCAAUCUUCUUGGGCGCGAUCGGGAAAGCUGCAGCGCUCAUUGUUUCGUCGUCUCUACAAGUUACUACCAUCUAAAUCUAUUAUUAGUUUGAUUACCAACUACCGAUGCAAUUACGAAAUUUUUUGUCUCACUUUGUCGUUGUUUUAUAACUAUGACGAUGCGCAUCCUGAUCAGUGCAAGGCACCAGUUCAAGACCCUCAUCCAGAUUACCACCCGUUUUCGUUUUUUGCUGUUACAGAAGGCACAGCCGAACAAGGAGGAUCAGAUGGUUCUUACGUGAAUCUAAAGGAAGCCUUAGUAGUCGUAGAUCAGGUUAUGAAAGUGUUGUAUAGAUGGCCAAUGGAGUGGAGAGAGCGUUCAGAGGCUGACGUUUGUGUUGUAGCAUCAGAAUACCGACAGGUUCAAUACAUUAGACAUCGUUUGAGAUCUGCUGGGCUUUCAGGCGUGAGUGUCCUUACAUCUGGUUCUAUUCAAGGUAGAGAGUUUCGUGCGGUCGUGUUGAGUACCGUAAUGACAGAUAGGGAAUAUUCUGAAGAAUACGAAAGGGAACCAAAUUUUCUUUCUAACGUUAAGAUGCUCAAUACGGCGAUGACGCGAGCAAAGUCUUUAGUGUUAGUUGUAGGCGACCCAGAUUGUUUAGCGCGCUGUAAGAUAGGAGAGAAAUGGAUGCGAUAUCUUGAAGAAUGCAGACACGCUGGACCGAGCAGCUUAAUGGGUGAAUCCAACGCCAUUGCAAAAAUCGUAGAUCGCACAAGCAACCUGAACCCAGAUGCAAGGGACUUUAUACCAUUUAGCGAAGAUGCUUUAGUAGAUCUUCCAGCGGUGGAAAUUGUAGAAGGACCGUGUCAUGCACAACUCGGUACCGAUGAGCCGGAACUCGGCGAUAACGAUAAUGAUGAUGAUGACCAUUUGUCUACAAGAUCUGAAGAUUCGAAUUCAUGGUAUUGUCCGUCCGACUACACCAGCGACUCGGACAGUUCUAUUGAUUCAAGGUCAGACGAGCAAGAUGAAGAAGAUGCAGAGUUGCCCGAACGUACCAGAAGACGAUAUUACGAUCACCUUCUCCCUGAACGAAAAAUGCUUGAUUUACUCGAAAGCAAACCAGAACGGUACGUUCGAUGUAUUUUGACGGUCACGUCCGGUGGAGAGAUCGCUCACGGUGUGGUUGCCGACCGGUCUAAGUCCGACAUAUUGAUCGAGGGUCGGCGCCGAAGAAACAGGGCAUUUGACGGCGAAGAAGUUUUGGUGAAAACGAUAAAGAAGAAAGACGGCGACGCCCACGACGACGUCCCCGGUGAGUCGAAUGACGGACAAAACCGUGGUCGAGUGAUCGGAAUAUUUCGUCGCAUGAGGCCAUCACAGUUUAUCUGUCGAGUAGACGAAAGCACGACUCACAUGAUGAUACCACUUGAGCGCGGACAUCCAAUCGUUUGGAACAGGCGAUCUGAUCGUUCUCAUACCCAAUGCGGAGGGUGUGUCGUGUUGUUCGAUUACAGCACAAACAAGAGAGGAAAGAUCUGUCGUCCCGUUGAAAGGAAAUGCCUUCCGAUAAAGGAGGCGACGGACAAGUUGUUUCUUGUGCAGUUUAUGAGCUGGUCAGUCUACAGCAGAUAUCCUACUGGAAUCGCUUCGGACUGUGUAGAUGUCGGUCUGGCGUAUCAGACAAGUAAACGGGUCCUUGGUUUUCAGUAUUCCAUUCCAAACAAUGAAGUAAAAGACGUAGACGUCACAUCUGAAGUGCAACAAAACAGAGAGCUGAUUAUCGAAAAUGCGUUCACAAUCGACUCAGAACAGUCCGAAGACAUGGACGACGCGUUGGCGUUAAUGAAAUACGAUGAGAAGACCAAGAUCUGCGAAGUCGGAGUUUUUAUAGCCGAUGUGUCUCAUUUUGUGUCUAGAGACAGCUCGGUAGACAAACAAGCUCGAGACAUUGGCAUGACGGUGUACGACGAGAGAGGCCGUCAGGUGUGCCCCAUGUUGCCCAGACGACUAAGCAACGACGUCUGCAGUCUCGUCCAAGAUAGAAAACGUCGAGUGUUGGCUGUGUUUCAUCGUUACAACAUGACUACGGGAGAAUCCAUUAGUCCGGCUCGGUUUGAAAAACGAAUCAUCAAAUCUUGUUGCAAAAUGUCAUACGAGAAAGCACAGAUGCUAAUCGACGGGCAAUGUCCAGACCUGAAGUGUAGUGCAGCGAUUCGAUUUGAUCUACUCCGUCAAGUUUCGAUAUUAUUUCCGCUCAGCAGACAACUUCGAAAAAGAAGGUUGGAACGAGCAAUGCAUUAUCGAGAAGUGGAUAAGGUAAAAGACACGCUAGCGCAUGAGCUCGUCGAGGAGUUUAUGAUCAGCACCAACACCGCUGUGGCAACACAACUGCUCGAGUGUUGUCCCGAUGUGACACCGCUCGUUUGCCAGUGGGAACCAAAGCAGCAAAUGAUCGAGGAGUUGCUUACGUCGUGUGGUAACUUAACUACGACGUCGUGUCGAUUGGCAAGCAAAAUACGCCACCGUUACUGCGGAGUCAGUUCCUUUCAAAUGCUCAGCAAGAAAAACGUAUGUCCUCGUCUUCACAUAGCCAAACAAACUCUUGAUCAUAUCGAGGACGCUGUCUCUGAUGGUCGCGGCAGAGACGUCGUUACUGCCGUUUGCGUCGAAGGGUUCCAUCCCCAACUCGCUCUGGCCAACUCGAAAUUUAUUCGAAGUCAACAGAAGGCGAUAUACAUAUGCUCAGCAAAUCACGAAGAGUCGGUGUUGAAGCAUUCUGAUCUCGACAUCAUCUAUACUCACUUUACGUCUCCGAUACGACGCUACGUUGAUCUCGUAUGUCACCGUCUCGUUAAGCAAUACCUUAUCUCGCCGCGUGAUAGUCCAGCUGCUUGUUGUUACACCGAGAAUGAGAUGAAGGAAGUGUGUAACCACGUCACGUUUCGGAGUGUUAAUAUGAAGAGAUUCCAACGGGAACUAGAGUUGCUACAAUUCGCACACGAGAUACACGAUCAUCCCGUUUCUACUGUGGCUGUUAUCGAAAAAAUCGAAGGCGGUCAGCUUAGCCUUUUUGUUCCCUAUUGUCCGAAUUUACCAGCAAGAAAUUGUCAAGUGCGACUGUCCUCCCUCAGUGCUUGUGCCUGCGAUCACACGACAGUGGACGAAGUACCGGCUUUGUCUGUCUCGUGGGCUAUCGAUAUGCUGCCGGUGCUUCCGUCGGGGUCUUCUCGCGGACUCGACUUGACGGAAAACGAGUAUGUCUCUGUUUCAACGAAUCUUUGGAAAGAACUUGUUUCUGAGGUGUCAAAAAGCGUUGAGCUUAGCGAAGAGAGUAUGAGAUAUUGUGAGGAAAUAGUUUGUCGCAUUAUGGGAGACACAACUCGAUCAGAAUCGUUAGCAGUCGCUAGACAAGAGUUACUAUCUUUGACUUGCACAUCUCGUCCUUCUGGUAACACGGAUAGUACUAGCGUAGAGAGGCGCGAUCGAAGCGAGUGUAGUGAGGAAGACGACGAUGAUGAUAAUGAUAGUGACGGCUUUGAAGUAGUACUUAGUCGUUCAGCAAGAAGACAGCAGAGACAAGAGAGUCAGCAAGCAGGCGGCGAGCGUAGAUUUCGAAGUCACCAGAAACGAGUGAAACAAAGCGAAGCAGUGACGGCAAAAGCUGAACUUAAGCUGUUUGGCUUACUUUCGGUUCAACUCAGCAGCAAGAAGAUGAGGAGUCUGAGACGUCCUAUUGUGCAGUUAAUAAAUUUUUCAAAUGGUAUAAGCGUUUGCAUAGAGCACAAUUCGUACCCGAGUGACUGCUUCGCCGGCACCGUGUCUUCAUCAGCACUGGUGGCGUCGAAGCGAAAAUAUCGCCAUCUUGAAGAGUAUGCUCAAACGUGGCUGCCGUUGGUCGACAUCGAAUCAGCCUCUGGUAGCGUUCGCGGUUCGUCUACCGGAUCGCCCUCGUUGCUCUACGAUUUUCACGUGUCCUGGAGAAAACAAGGCAUAAAUGAAGUGAUUGGCGUUGCUACUUUGGAUCGGAACUACGCAAAGGAAAAGAAGAUUGCUUUCGACAUUGGCGAUUUGGUAUGCUUGCGAUACUUCAAUUUACCAUUUUUUUGCCGACCUAGCGACAAGUACCGUGAUGGAGCAACAGCUGAAUUAUUGAAGAGUCGUUCAUUCUUUAACUUAGUCUGUCAUUGUCGCAUUCAAGCAUCUGAGUUAGAGAGCUCUCAUGUACCGUCUCCGAAUGUGUUUGGUAAAGAUUCAGAGAAGACUGAUCAGCUGUCGAAUGACAACGAAGACGGGAAAAGAGACUUUGAGGAGAUCAUCAUCAAAUUGUGUCCCUGCGAUUGCGACCACUCAAAGAAAAAGACGUUGCUUUCUCUAAGCAAGAAGAAAACGUGUGUUGCCCAGAUGAUUCAUCUCGCGUUGCCGUACAAACGGAUGAACGACGUUCUAAAUAAGAGAAUUUAUGAAGUGAAUACUGAUGUCGUCAAGGAAACAAUAUGUGGAACUUUCAAUGGCAUCAGAUCGGGAAAGAAACUUGUAGGAGUUGCCAUCGAUCCAGUGGAUUGUCUUUCCAGGUCACUUAAAUCAUUAUUAAAGAACAGACCCUGUCUUAACAAAGGACAAUAUGAAGCGUUGCAACUCGCUUUGAAGCAAGAUGUGACACUUAUUCAAGGCCCUCCAGGCACUGGAAAGACAAUUACUGGCGUUCACAUAGCUUGUUGGUUUGCCGACAGUAACAAAAAGUACAACCAACUUUCCAGUAACAAAAAACGACAAGUAAUGUUCUGUGCCCCGUCGAACGAAGCAGUGGACCAAGUAACAAAAAAUUUAAUGGAAGUAACAAAAAAGGAAGAGGGACAUAAACACACUCGUAUUCUACGUGUGUAUGGAAAGAGUAUCGAACAACAAAAACUCACCGGACCGUGGAGUUUCAAACGAUACGCUUACGUCGGUGUUCCGCUCGUGCUCACUAAGGAAGACACCAAUCUGAGCGACGUAGUUCUUCACAGGCGCAUUCGCGACCGUCAACACAACCCUACCGCACAGUCCAUCAUCAACAUGGAAACAGAAUUUAAAGAAAUGAUUGAAAACAAUGAGGAACCGGAUGAAACCCAAGUAGUCCAAUACCGGAAAGUCGUCUCUGAGGCAGAGGAAAGUGAGAUUAAAGCAGCUGAUAUUGUACUGUGCACUUGCAUGCAAGCGGGCAAUUUUACAAUGAGGAGUUUUGCCAGCGUGUAUCAGUGCAUUGUGGAUGAGGCAGGGCAGUGCACGGAGCCAGAAACUCUGGUGGCAAUUGCUCGACCCGAUCUAAAGAAAAUCGUUCUUAUCGGUGAUCACAAGCAAUUACAGCCUGUCGUUGUUGAUCCACUCGUGAAAAAGCAGCUGUGUACAUCUUUGUUUGAGCGUUUGGCAAGUCGUGCUUUUAUGUUGAAAGAGCAGUACAGAAUGCAUCCCAGUAUAUGCGAGUUUCCGUCGCAAAUGUUUUAUGGAGGACAGCUGCUAACUCCCGACGAGAUCAAGCGUCGUCCGACAAAGGGAGCAACACUCUGGUCUCUGCAUCCUCAAGGAGACCGCUGUCCUAAAUGUUUUAUCCAUCUCGAUGGAAAGGAGGAGCUCAAUCCAAUCGCGGAAAGAGACAAAGGAGGCGAAGAGUCAAAAUUCAAUGGAAGGGAAAUUAAUGCAGCGAUUAAUCUGGUUGAGUGCAUGAUAUCAAGACGACAUCACAUUGCUCAGUCACAAAUCCGUAUAAUAACACCAUAUACGGCACAAAGAGCCAAGCUAGAAAGUGAAUUUCGAAAGAGAAGGUGGAAAGACGUCCAAGUGUCUUCCAUAGCAGCGAGCCAAGGCGGAGAGGCGGACUUCGUGAUUUUGUCUACAGUUCGAUCUCUACCGAGAGAUCAAAUAAUGGAAGAUCCCACUAAAAAGUGGAUCAGUGAUCACUUGGGCUUUGUAACUGAUGAGCAUCAGAUGAAUGUGGCUCUCACUAGAGCAAGACAUGGUCUCUUUAUUCUUGGGAAUCGUUAUCUGCUGCAGAUAAACAAGAUGUGGCGUAGGCUGAUUCAACAUUUCAACAAUGAGGAUCGCCUUAUUUCCAAUCCGGAUGCUGAAAGGAUAAAACUUCUCUUCUAACGUGUAUGUGAGUUUCUAGACUAUGAUAUAUGUACUUACUCGAUGACACCCAUUAGUUUCGCCAAAACCACGCUGCAGCACGCUUUUAUGGCAUUUUGUAUGCGCCAUGCGCGGAUAGCUGUAUAUAUACACAUGCACAUGACUGGAAGUCAUCUCUAGUCACUAUAUUGCUUAGAUCUAGCUUUGCUAGCUAGUUUGUAUAAUCACGCAGCGUGCUUCUACACGUAUUAGAACAAAUACAAAUAGCGAA
Messenger RNA from Corticium candelabrum, 9734 nucleotides. Its product is annotated as helicase with zinc finger domain 2-like. Bases 137 to 9484 code for a protein of 3115 amino acids. The transcript has 28 exons. NCBI's taxonomy places the organism in Eukaryota, Metazoa, Porifera, Homoscleromorpha, Homosclerophorida, Plakinidae. The record is from RefSeq and is a predicted model, not a curated record. Gene Ontology annotation, molecular function: metal ion binding; RNA binding; helicase activity.